UUUGCUAGAGGGUACUGCAAGAAUGGCACUAGCUGCAGGUUCCUCCAUGGUGGUGGACUUGGAGAAGCUGAUGGUGGCGGUGCUGCUGUAAUGGUUGGUUCUCCAAGCAAGAUUGAGAUGAUGGAGCAGUGUUAUGAACUUCUCAGAUCUAUAACUGCUCAGAAACAAAGACUUGCUACUGCUUCUCAACUCAUGGUAUCUUCAAGCUUUCCUUACUCUCCAAAGGUUGUGGCUGCAGCUUUGAUGAUAAGCGAGGACUUACACAAAUUCGAAAGAUUGAGGCUUGAAAGGAGUGAUUUCUCUUUGAAUAUCCCUCGGAUGGUCAACCCAGCUUCCAGACAGAUCUAUUUGACUUUUCCAGCUGACAGCACUUUUAGAAAGGAAGAUGUUUCCAACUACUUUAGCAUUUAUGGGCCAGUUCAAGAUGUGAGAAUCCCAUACCAGCAGAAGCGUAUGUUCGGAUUUGUUACAUUUGUUUAUCCAGAGACUGUGAAGCUCAUUCUCUCAAAAGGGAACCUUCAUUUUGUGUGUGAUGCAAGAGUGCUUGUUAAGCCUUACAAGGAGAAGGGCAAAGUUCCAGACAAGUACAAGAUGCAACUGCAACAGGUAGAUAAGGAUUUUUCACCUUGUGGCACUCCUACUGGACUAGAUGCUAGAAACCAAUAUGAUCUCCAACUAGAUAACAAGCAUACAAUUGUUGUUGCAGAACUUUGCUUCUUGUUGUUGCAUACAAUCUGA
Molecule: messenger RNA, 738 nt
Organism: Arachis stenosperma
Lineage: Eukaryota; Viridiplantae; Streptophyta; Magnoliopsida; Fabales; Fabaceae
Product: zinc finger CCCH domain-containing protein 53-like
Exons: 5
Molecular function (GO): RNA binding; metal ion binding
Source: RefSeq, a predicted model, not a curated record